CUUUUCCCCCCUCUUCCUCCUUCUUCUCCCAUCAUUAUCCCCUCUACAUUUCAAAAAAUAAAUAUACGUAUAUAUAUACACACGCACACACUUGCAUCCAUACUUUUUUUAAUCCCUAAUUCUUCUUUUACUUUGCCUUCUUGUUCAUUAACACAAAAAAAGAAAGAAAGAAAAAGACAAUGUCUGCAAGUCCAAUAGCACGAAUAGUCUCGAUCGCAAACGCAGCUAGGUUGGCUCGCGUUCUAUCCAACCGUGCUUUUACCACUGCCAGCAAAGCCAGUUUCGCGCCUUCAAGUUCCCCUCUCCGCAGAGCUAUCAAUGCCUCUGCUCACUCUUCGCUUCGAAAUGAAUCCAUCAGCAACCGAUUCAAUUUCAAUCGGUUGACUGCUCAGCAGCAGCAGAAGCAGCAAGUAUCGUCCUCAAGGCUCUUCUCCUCCUAUGCUUCAGCUCUUAAACACACCAGUACCACCACCAACUCAACUUUGCCAUUAUUCUCCACAAAGAAUACUGCUAUGGCAUCCUCUCCAUAUCUUCAAGGCCAAGCCAUCCGUGGGUUCUGUAAAAAAGCGUGGCGUAACGAAUUCGAGUCGAAACACCAAGCUGGAUAUGACUAUUGGAAUAGCCUUUACGGCGCUCAUGGCCAUGAUUACCGUCGUGGUCGUGGCUGGCAUGGUUGGGGCCAAAACCUGCAUGAUUAUCACAAGCACAUCCGGAGGUUCCAUCGUCAUCAUAUGCACUAUCAUCGUCGCCGCCCUAUGCGCUUCGUCUUCCGUAUGAUGGCCCUAUCCACCUUAUUCGUGGCUGUCCCUGCUAUCGUCGUAUUUGACGCCCCUUAUAGGACCUUGGCUGUCGUUCCAUUGACUGUCUUUGGUACCGGUGCAGUGCUUAUACUAGCGGGUCGAUUGCUUUAUGUUGCACUCCCCAUCUUGGCCAUCGGUGGCGCCACAGCCUUUUGGGUCACCACCAUGCCAGCUGCUAGCACCGUGAAGGAUCUACAAAAGAUCUUGAAGCGUGAUGAGAAGGGAGGCCAAUACUCUACUGCUUUAGGCGCUUUGGGUUCAGAGUGGGAAAUCCAACGAGCUCAGCCCAACGAAUGGUUCCGAUGGACAUUCCCUGAAUCCGGUGAUAAGAAGCAGCUUGAUAAGGUUGAUAUCCGUAUCGCUGUUUUUGAUCCCAAUGAUUAUAGUGACCGUAAAGCCAGGGCCAUGCGUUUCUUGGACAAAUUCCAGGGCCAUGAUGACUUGGACGCUACGGAGGAUAUGAGGCAUCAUUGGAAAAAGAAUAAGAAGUACGAAGAUAACUGUGAGAUCCUGAAAAGCCUCCAAGUCAAGCGUGAGGGUGAUCAGUUUGUGAUCAAGAUGGAGGAAGAUGGAGAGAAAGUCAUGGAACAUCCGUUGGCCAAGAAGUAUUUGGCACUCGGACGUAUUGUUGACAGAGCCGCCAAGGAGAUGGAGGCUUCCCAACCAGGUCUUAAGCUGGGUGAGCAGGUCGUCUUGGUUCACAAGAAUAAGAAACAUGAAGACUCGUUCUGGAACCGCUGGUCUCCCUAUGGCGAUCUGUCGCUCCGUAUCCCUUUUAACCGUACCUGGAUUAAUGAUCUGGAUGAUUUUGAGACCAAGGAUUGUAUGCGGUUCAAGAGAAAAAUGACUAGAGUAGAUUAUAUGGAUAACAUCGUCAUGUUGCUGAGAAACAACAAAAUACCCCGUGAAUCGGAUGGUGGCGUCAGUAUUCAAUAAUAACUUCCCCUCCUUCUCCCAG
Messenger RNA from Lobosporangium transversale, 1758 nucleotides. RefSeq lists its product as hypothetical. Lineage: Eukaryota; Fungi; Mortierellomycota; Mortierellomycetes; Mortierellales; Mortierellaceae. Bases 180 to 1736 code for a protein of 518 amino acids. The transcript has 2 exons. The record is from RefSeq and is a predicted model, not a curated record.